Saimiri boliviensis boliviensis (Bolivian squirrel monkey) is the source of this 1293-nucleotide messenger RNA. It is a transcript of the gene CCDC68, whose product is annotated as coiled-coil domain containing 68. Gene Ontology annotation, cellular component: intracellular anatomical structure. Gene Ontology annotation, biological process: intracellular signal transduction. NCBI's taxonomy places the organism in Eukaryota, Metazoa, Chordata, Mammalia, Primates, Cebidae. The record is from RefSeq and is a predicted model, not a curated record.
GCCCUGGCAGCUGACCCUGGCCCCAAGGCCCGAACGCCCAGGGGAGGAGCAGCACUGGGACCCUGUGCCGGCUGGGCGCCCCCCAAGGGAAGCCACUCUUAAUACGAUGGAAACAUCUCUGAACUUCUAAAAGACCAAUGUUUGAGUUUUAGCUCUAUGAAUUUUACUUAAUCUUCGAAUUCACAAUGACAACAGUGACCGUGACCACAGAAAUUCCUCCAAGGGAUAAAAUGGAAGAUAAUUCUGCCUUGUAUGAGUCUACAUCUGCUCACAUUAUUGAAGAAACCGAGUAUGUGAAAAAGAUUCGAACUACUCUGGAAAAGAUCAGAACCCAAAUGUUUAAAGAUGAAGUAAGACAUAAUAGUACAAAGCAUAGUCUAGACACAAAGUGCUGUGGAAACCUUCAACAGAGCUCUCAUUCUGAAAUGGAUCCUUCUUGUUGCAGUUUGGAUUUGCUUAUGAAAAAGAUCAAAGGAAAAGACCUACAGCUCUUAGAAAUGAACAAAGAGAAUGAAGUAUUGAAAAUCAAGCUGGAAGCCUCCAGAGAAGCUGGAGCAGCAGCUCUGCGAGACGUGGCCCGGAGAUUAUUUGAAAACUACCAAACAAAAUCUGAAGAAGUGAGAAAAAAGCAUGAGGACAGUAAACACUUACUCCAGGUUAACAAGGUUGAAAAAGAACAGAAAUUGAAACAACAUGUUGAAAAUCUCAAUCAAGUUGCUGAAAAACUUGAAGAAAAACACAGUCAAAUUACGGAAUUGGAGAGCCUUGUACAGAGAAUGGAAAAGGAGAAGAGAACACUACUAGAAAAAAAACUGUCUUUGGAAAACAAGCUACUGCAACUCAAAUCCAGUGCUACACAUGGAAAAAGAUGCCAGGACCUUCAGAUGGAGAUUUCCAUUCUUCAGGAGCAGAUCUCUCAUCUGCAGUUUGUGAUUCACUCCCAGCAUCAGAACCUGCGCAGUGUCAUCGAGGAGAUGGAAGGAUUAAAAAAUAAUUUAAAAGAACAAGACAAAAGAAUUGAAAAUCUCAAAGAAAAAGUUAACAUACUUGAAGCCCAGAAUAAAGAACUAAAAACCCAGGUAGCGCUUUCGUCUGAAACUCCUAGGGCAAAGGUAUCUAAGGCUGUUUCUACAAGUGAAUUGAAGACCGAAGGUAUUUCCCCUUAUUUCAUGCUGAUUAGGUUACGGAAAUGAGCUGGCUGGUCGAAGAUCUGAUUUAGAAAGACUGCGUGGAGUUUGUGAUUGCAGUGAAUAAGACCUAACUUGCAGAAAUGCAGACAUAUACUCAGGAAAG